This is a messenger RNA of Durusdinium trenchii, 375 nucleotides long. The record is from the annotation of a GenBank genome assembly. Lineage: Eukaryota; Dinophyceae; Suessiales; Symbiodiniaceae.
AUGACUUUCGAGAACUUGGUGGAGACCAUCUUGAACUUGCGCGGAAAGAACACCGCCACGGUCAAGGACCGAGGGCGGUCUCAGGGCGUACCGGUUGAACGGUUGGAGGAUGUGAAAGAGCAAUCCAGAGUCAUCAAGUCCGUGGUGCAACAGACCCUGCAAGCGAAUGGCUCGAAGGUCAUGGAGGAGUUUCAGUACCUACGUGCCGAGUUAGCACUCCUGCGGGAGGAGGCACUGCGGCGGGAUGAAGAUGACGAGGAUGAGGAUUACAAUUUGCUACCUGUGGAGACCGCCGAGGUCGAAGUGCAGGAUGUGCAGUUUCCCCGAGUCGACGAAGUGGAUGAAGCGACGGAGGAAGCUCCGGAAAGGACGUGA